Messenger RNA from Oncorhynchus keta (chum salmon), 597 nucleotides. RefSeq names its product MORC family CW-type zinc finger protein 3-like. Gene Ontology annotation, molecular function: ATP hydrolysis activity. The coding region runs from base 330 to 578 and encodes 82 amino acids. NCBI's taxonomy places the organism in Eukaryota, Metazoa, Chordata, Actinopteri, Salmoniformes, Salmonidae. The record is from RefSeq and is a predicted model, not a curated record. The transcript has 3 exons. Gene Ontology annotation, cellular component: nucleoplasm; nucleus.
UAAAUUGUAGAAAUGGGCGGGGUUUGUGACUGUGGUAUAUAAACUAGUGACGGGGGUUGAGCAGAUGCCGCGUUUAAGUACUAGUCGGAACUAGGAAACUCUGAAUUUUCGGACUCGCUAACUGUUCGAUCGCGUCGCGUGUAUAACUAGGCUACAACCUUUAGCGAGUCGAACAUUUCAGAAUUUCCUAGUUUCGACGAACGCGUGAACGCGACAAGACAGACCUGUGCGAGCGGCCUGUUGCUACUCACUACGUAGACACAGUUUAAACUCUGUACUGUCUUUGACGUAGGUGUCGUUUGCCUGCUAGUGGCUUUCACUGUAAAAACAUGGCGAGGUUUAGCGAGCAUGGGAUUCGCCUCAGUUCCAUGAGUCCGUCCUUCCUGAAUAGUAAUUCAACAAGUCAUACGUGGCCUUUCAGCGCAGUUGCAGAACUAAUAGAUAAUGCGUCAGACCCGGGCGUGACAGCCAGGCAGAUCUGGAUAGAUGUGGUGGAGGAACAGCAACAGCUCUGUCUGGCCUUCACUGACAACGGCAGCGGCAUGACCCCCAACAAACUGCACAAAAUGCUCAGGUGAGAAACAAGCUUACAUACGU